This is a messenger RNA of Capsella rubella, 1926 nucleotides long. RefSeq names its product probably inactive leucine-rich repeat receptor-like protein kinase IMK2. The coding region runs from base 438 to 1622 and encodes 394 amino acids. The transcript has a single exon. Gene Ontology annotation, molecular function: protein binding. NCBI's taxonomy places the organism in Eukaryota, Viridiplantae, Streptophyta, Magnoliopsida, Brassicales, Brassicaceae. The record is from RefSeq and is a predicted model, not a curated record.
UUGCAUCAUAAUCAAUAUAUAGCUGCAUUUACAAGUGAAUCGAUCUUAAAUCAAAUAUCAAAGUAAUUACAAAAUACUCUAAGUAGAGUAGUUGUCUUUCUUAUUCCACCAAGAAGAAACAGACGAGGAAUAUGUUUGGCUUCCUUGUCAAGCCAUUUUUUGUUUACUCUUCUUUCUCUUCUCUCGAAAAAGCCUUUCUUUUUCAAUCCAAUCCUUUGAUGAUAAUAGUCCGCCAUUAAAGCUCUCACGGAAGCUCCCACGAGACCACCUUGUUUCCACCACACAAAACCAGACUUUUCCUCUCACGAGAUAUCGGAAUACCAAACCCCAUUUGCUCUCUGCUUUACAGCUUUGUCUCCUCUCUUCUUCUCUUUUGUGUGUAUAUAUAUAUAUAUAGUCUCUGUUUCUUGAACCUUCAACGGCAAAGUGUUUCAACAAUGAUGAUGAGAUUUGCCAAGUUGUUAUGGUGUUUGAUGUUUCUGCUUCGAUUGACGGAGGCCAUUCUCGACCCAGUUGAUUUCUUGGCUCUGCAAGCCAUUCGUAAGUCGCUCGAUGAUUUGCCAGGUUCCAAGUUCUUCGAGUCUUGGGAUUUCACCUCUGAUCCCUGCGGCUUCGCCGGCGUCUACUGCCAAGGUGAUAAAGUGGUUAUCCUCAAUCUCGGCGAUCCUCGCGCCGGCUCACCAGGUUUAUCUGGUCGGAUCGACCCGGCUAUUGGCAAGCUCUCUUCUCUCACUGACCUCUCCAUUGUCCCCGGUCGAAUCAUGGGUGCUUUACCGCCAACUCUCUCACAGCUCAAAGACCUUCGUAUCCUCGCUAUCAGCCGUAAUUUCAUCUCCGGUGAGAUUCCGGCCAGUCUUGGCGAGGUUCGCCGUCUUAGAACACUCGAUUUGAGCUACAAUCAGCUAACCGGAACUAUCUCCCCGUCGAUCGGAUCCUUACCGGAGCUCUCCAAUUUGCUCCUCUGCCACAAUCACUUAACCGGAUCAAUCCCACCCUUCCUCUCUCAAACACUAACCCGAAUCGAUCUAAAACGUAACAGCCUCACCGGCUCAGUCUCUCCGGCGUCUCUCCCUCCGUCCCUGCAAUACCUCUCACUCGCCUGGAAUCAGUUAACCGGACCGGUAGACAGGGUUUUACUCCGGUUAAACCAGCUCAAUUACCUCGAUCUCAGCUUGAACCGGUUUACCGGUACAAUCCCCGGUCGAAUCUUCGCCUUCCCCAUCACGAACCUUCAGUUACAACGCAACUUCUUCUACGGUUUGAUUCAGCCGGCGAGUCAAGUGACGAUCUCGACCGUAGAUCUCAGCUACAAUCGAUUCUCCGGCGGCAUAUCUCCGCUUCUCUCGAGCGUAGAGAACCUCUACUUGAACAGCAAUCGAUUCAUCGGUGAAGUGCCGGCGAGCUUCGUGGAGAAUUUGCUAUCGGCGAGUAUACAGACGCUGUACCUGCAGCAUAACUUUUUGACGGGGAUACAGAUUAGCCCCGCGGCGGAGAUCCCGGUGAGCAGCUCGCUGUGUCUGCAGUAUAACUGUAUGGUACCGCCGUUGCAGACGCCGUGUCCGCUUAAGGCCGGCCCACAAAAGACUAGGCCCAGUACACAAUGCAACGAGUGGCGAGGGUAAUAUCGUAAAUUACGCAUUCCUAUAUAAUUUGGGGGUUUUUUAAUUUAUUUUAUUUCUUCAGAAUAUAUAUUUUGUAAUAGUUUUUGAGGGACACACACACUCACAGUGUUUCGAUGUGUUAAAAAAACAAAAAGAAAGAAAACGUUUAAAGGAAAAAAAAAAAAAGACGAUUCGUUAUUCGUUGGUUGUGUAGAAGUGAAUAAAGGAUUUUGAUACGUGAUGCUGAGGAUUAGCAUGAGUGAAGUCCAUCUAUUUUUAUCUUUUGUUUGCGUAAUUAAAACUGGAAAAUGACGGUUCUGUUUUA